AAUACAAAAAAAAAUGUUUUUAAGAUGUACAUCCAGGCGUGUUUCGUCAGAACUAAAAACAUUAAAAAGAGCUGUAAAACAAUUUCAGACGAAGUUAUGCUGUCUUAAAUUAUCGAGGGAACGAAAUCAAUUAGACUUCGUCCGUUCUAUCACGUGUAAAUCAAAUUUGACACCUGAGCAUACAUGUACAUCAGAUGAGAGCAUAACAGCCACAGACAUUGGAAACCCUACAAGUUAUACUAAAAGAAGCCACCUUUGUGGACAUUUGACUAUAGGCAAUGUAGGCCAGGAGGUGACAUUAUGUGGUUGGAUACAGUAUCAUCGAUUCCAUGGACUCUUCUUAAUUCUUAGGGAUUGGUCAGGGAUUGUUCAAGUUGUCCUUGCAGAAAAGACAUCAUCAGAUCUUGACUUAAAUGGCCUGGCAUUAGAGAGUGUUGUUGAAGUAAAUGGAUUUGUUAUUCCAAGACCAGAGGGACAGGAAAAUAAGAACAUGAAAACAGGACAGAUAGAAGUUGAGGCAAGGGAGAUUAAUAUAUUGAACCAGUGUAAGGAAAGACUACCUAUCAGUUUGGGAGAUCAUCUCCAACCAUCCAAGGAAUCAACUAGAAUGGAAUACAGAUAUUUAGACUUAAGAAAUAAAUUUAUGCAGAAAAAUCUGAGAACCAGAUCUACAAUGGUGAUGAAGAUAAGAGAAUUUCUGUGCAAUGACCAUGGUUUUGUUGACGUAGAGACCCCCACUUUAUUUAGAAGAACACCAGGUGGAGCAAAAGAGUUUGUCGUGCCAACCAGACAGAAGGGAAAGUUCUAUACCUUACCACAAAGUCCACAACAGUUCAAACAGUUAUUAAUGGUUGGUGGUAUAGACAGGUACUUCCAGAUAGCUAAGUGCUAUAGGGAUGAGAGUAGUAAACCUGACAGGCAACCAGAAUUCACACAGGUUGAUAUAGAGAUGUCAUUUACAACAAAAAGAGAAGUACAGGACUUAAUAGAAGAUUUACUACAGCAUAGCUGGCCAGAAGGUGAGCUAACUCUUCCAUUUCCACAGAUGACUUAUUCUGAGGCUAUGGAAAACUAUGGAACAGACAAACCUGAUACAAGAUAUGACAUGAAGCUUGUAAAUUUAUCAGAAAGUUUUUCAUCUAGUGGUAUACAUUCUUUUGAAAACACAUUGAAGCAGGAUAAAGGGGAGAUAAUUGGACUUAGAAUACCAAAAGGAACAAAAAACUUUUCAAAUAGAGAAUUGAUUGAAAUCAUCAAUAGUCCAUCAAUGAAUGACCAAUGUGAAGUUACUAGUAUAAAAGUAAAUGAAGGAAAUGCAUGGAAAUGUUCCUUCCAAAAAUACCUGAAAGAGGAAACCAAAGAUAAAGUUACGUCUCGGCUGAAUAUAGAAGCCAAUGAUAUAGUUGUUUUAGCACAUGGCACUGGGCACUAUCCACAUAUAGCACUUGGAAAAGUAAGAACAACUGUAGCCAAUGCUUUACAAUCUAAAGGUGUACAAAUAAUUGAUGAAAAUAAAUUUGAUUUUCUGUGGGUAACAGAUUUCCCAUUAUUUCUUCCAAAAGAAGAAGGAGAAGGAUUAGAAUCUGCCCAUCAUCCUUUCACAGCGCCACAUCCAGAUGAUGUUGAACUUGUAAAAACACAUCCAGAAUUGGUACGAAGUCAGCAUUAUGAUUUAGUGUUAAAUGGAUUUGAGAUAGGAGGAGGAUCUAUACGUAUACAUCAAGAGCACUUACAGAGAUAUGUUCUGACAGAGGUUCUUAAGGAAAAAACUGAUGAUUUAGAACAUCUGCUUGAAGCACUUAGCUAUGGUUGCCCUCCUCAUGGUGGCAUUGCUUUAGGUUUAGACAGAUUGUUAGCAGUGGUAUGUAGAACACCAUCAAUUAGAGAUGUGAUAGCUUUCCCUAAGGCAGGAGAAGGACAGGACUUGAUGAGCAAAUCUCCAGCUAGUUUACCUAACAAUGACUUAAAUCUUUACCACAUACAAAUCAAAUCUAGUUGAUAAAUAA
Molecule: messenger RNA, 2006 nt
Organism: Mytilus trossulus (common blue mussel)
Lineage: Eukaryota; Metazoa; Mollusca; Bivalvia; Mytilida; Mytilidae
Product: aspartate--tRNA ligase, mitochondrial-like
Exons: 18
Coding region: 14-1999 (661 amino acids)
Biological process (GO): aspartyl-tRNA aminoacylation
Cellular component (GO): cytoplasm
Molecular function (GO): ATP binding; aspartate-tRNA ligase activity; nucleic acid binding
Source: RefSeq, a predicted model, not a curated record